Molecule: messenger RNA, 1338 nt
Organism: Botrytis deweyae
Lineage: Eukaryota; Fungi; Ascomycota; Leotiomycetes; Helotiales; Sclerotiniaceae
Exons: 4
Coding region: 534-884 (116 amino acids)
Biological process (GO): regulation of mitotic cell cycle
Cellular component (GO): SCF ubiquitin ligase complex; cyclin-dependent protein kinase holoenzyme complex
Molecular function (GO): histone binding; ubiquitin binding; cyclin-dependent protein serine/threonine kinase activator activity
Source: RefSeq, a predicted model, not a curated record
ACCCAAGACCUUUUCUAUUUGUUUACACCACCACCCCCCUCCCGAGUCCACUUCUGAUAUCCCAAUAACAAAAUAAACACUUUCGCAACUCAUUAAAUCAAUCAACUCAAUUUCACAACAAGUCACAUACAAUACACAAACAAAUACAACAAGUUAUUUGCAGUCACUACAAUUUGCUUGAGGAAUUCUUUUGUCUUCAAUCAAUUACAAUUUUCCAAUCACUUUUUCCAAUACUUACGUCCCUUUGCCUUUCGCAUAUACUUUUCUUCACCGCAAAAGAAGCGCAAUCUCAAGCCAAUCAACCCCUCGACGCCUUCCUACAUCGAAUACCAUAUACAUUUGCGCCGGCGCCAAUCAUAUAAUCGUCAUCGGUCUCGAUAAGACAAGACCUCAUACACCACAGAACAUUCAUCCAACCUUCGAGUCCGUCGAUUCAACCUUCAAAAUACUCUCUGUCGCGUUGUUGCCCCACCUAUACGUUUGACAAUAUUCAUCAAUCGCGACUACAAGAAUAGAAUAGAACUCAGAGCACAAUGGCCGAAAUAGACUAUACCAGAAGAAACAAGUACGCGAGACCACUUUCCGAGGCCGAGAAGGAGCGUUUGGAUGAAUUCAUUGAUGCAAUUCAUUAUUCCGCAAGAUACUCUGACGACCAAUACGAGUACCGACAUGUUCAACUACCAAAAGCUAUGCUGAAAGUUAUCCCAAAGGAAUACCAUGAUCCCCAAACUGGUACCUUGAAGCUAUUGUGGGAGGAAGAAUGGAGAGCAUUGGGAAUUACACAGAGUCUUGGUUGGGAACAUUAUGAGGUACAUGAACCAGAACCACAUAUUCUACUCUUCAAGAGAUCUAUUAAUUAUCAACCACCAACUCAACAACAGUAAAUAUGCUGCUUUGAAUCAAACUCGAUCUCAACGAGUCUUUUGAUUCAGCAUAACACCUUAUACAGGAGGACAUAUGCUUUGACGAUGUUACGUCUGAUGUCUCUCCUAACUUACACGACUUACACUUUAUGGUUCUCAAUUAUUCGUUUGAUGUAUUAGAUCAGGAUUAAUUAACAUCAUCUCCACUGCUAUAUACUGGUCCUAGUUCAUCUUGGGAAGUUAAUGAUAGCAAGGCUUUUUAGGGCUGGUUGCAAUGGAUUUAGGGAGUGUAGAAAAGCAGAAAAGAAACCAAUACUGAGGAUCGGAUGAUGUAUGGUGGCAGGUUCAGCAUAAGUACAUGCAAAACGGGAGGACGAUGAAGGGGUUGCAAGGGGAGGCGACGGUUCUCAGGUUAUUGCACUCUCAUUCGAAGGCAAGGGUUUACCAAAAAAACAAUAAAUCAUAUCUACAUGUA